AUGGAUAAAAGUUGGAUAAAUCAGCAUAGGUUGCACCCGGAAUAUAUACAAGGGGUUAAGGAAUUUAUUAAAUUUGCAUGCGAAAAUAAGCCGUUGUUGAAUGAAGUCACAUGCCCAUGUAAACGGUGUCGUAAUGUCAAAUUGGUGGAGAAAGGCCAGUUAGGGGAACAUUUAAUGAUCAAUGGGUUUCUUCCAAGUUACAUCAGUUGGAUUUUUCAUGGGGAGAAUUUUUCGUCGCCUGUGCCACACAAUGUGAAUGUCGGGCAAACUGAUUUGAACGAUGGUGAUGAAACUUAUGAAAUGCUAUAUGAAGGAUUUCGACUUCCUCCACCAAGCUUUAUUCAUGAGGCAGCAAGUUCUGGUAUUAAACAAGGUCCAGAUGAGAAAACCGAAAAAUUCUUCAAUUUAUUGAAAGAGGCCGAAAGAGAGUUGUAUCCUGAGUGUCAGAAGUUUUCAACGCUCUCAUUUAUUGUUCGGUUAUUGCACAUCAAGUGCCUUAGUGGAUGGAGUGACAAGUCUUUCACGAUGUUGCUUGAGCUUUUGAAGGAUUCGUUCCCAAAGGGUGAAACUUUGCCAAAGUCAUUUUAUGCAACAAGGAAACUUCUUAGGGACUUGGGCCUCGAUUAUCAUAAGGUACAUGCAUGCCCAAGGGAUUGUUCACUAUAUUGGAAGGAAACAGCUAGUAUGGAUGAUUGCAUAGUGUGUCAUAUGCCUAGAUACAAACAGUUUGAGGGGGAGGAGAAUGAUGUUAAGAAGAAGCAACAAAGAAUUCCACAGAAGAUUUUUGCGAGUGAGCCUCGCAAUGUCAGACUGGGUUUAGCAGCGGAUGGAUUCAAUCCAUUCAAGGCAAUGAAUGUCUCUCAUAGCAGUUGGCCAGUUAUUAUGAUGCCAUACAAUUUGCCACCAUGGUUGUGCAUGAAGCAGCCUCAUAUGAUGAUGACAUUGCUCAUCGAUGGUCCUUCUUCACCUGGAAAUAACAUUGACGUCUACUUACGCCUUGUAAUGGAUGAAUUGAAAGAAUUGUGGGAAAACGGUGUUGACACGUAUGAUGCAGAAACUAAUCAGAUGUUCCGAAUGCAUGCUGUGUUAUUGUGGACUAUAAAUGAUUUUCCUGCCUAUGCAAUUUUGUCUGGAUGGAGCACGAAAGGCGCUUUAGCUUGUCCUUAUUGUAACACACAUACCCGUUCUCGAUAUUUGAAGAACGGAAGGAAAUUAUGUUACAUGGGGCAUCGCCGCUGGUUGAAUGUGGGUCACGAAUUUCGGAAAGCUAGUGCGUCUUUUGAUGGCACUCAUGAAUUCGAACCAUGUCCAACUCGGUUAUCAAGAGCUAAUAUGCUACAACAACUAGGCCCUAAGUUCAAAUUGAAUUCUAAGCAUCAACAAUCUAGCAAACGGAAUAGAAAGGGAAAACAAAAGGAGGAAAAUGAGGACUCAGGUCAUAAUUGGAAGAAGAAGAGUAUUUUCUUCGAGCUGUCAUAUUGGAAGCAUAAUUUGAUUCGCCACAAUCUUGAUGUGAUGCACAUUGAAAAGAACGUGUGUGAUAAUGUAUUGUUUUGA
Camellia sinensis is the source of this 1557-nucleotide messenger RNA. NCBI's taxonomy places the organism in Eukaryota, Viridiplantae, Streptophyta, Magnoliopsida, Ericales, Theaceae. The record is from RefSeq and is a predicted model, not a curated record.